Molecule: messenger RNA, 1139 nt
Organism: Pistacia vera
Lineage: Eukaryota; Viridiplantae; Streptophyta; Magnoliopsida; Sapindales; Anacardiaceae
Product: probable esterase KAI2
Exons: 2
Coding region: 130-942 (270 amino acids)
Biological process (GO): response to karrikin
Source: RefSeq, a predicted model, not a curated record
AUUUUUUUUCCAACUGAAAGUCGAAAGACGGAGACUAAAAAUCAUUUUCACAUCAAAGUUCACACCAUAAAACUCGCAUUUGCUGAACUAACCCACCGAUAUUCCACUUGCAUACCGCCAAAGAGAGAAAUGGGAAUCGUAGAAGAAGCUCACAACGUCAAGGUUCUCGGCUCAGGCGACCAAAUCAUCGUCUUGGCUCAUGGCUUCGGCACCGAUCAGUCCGUGUGGAAGCACCUCGUCCCCUAUCUCGUCGAAGAUUAUCGCGUCGUUUUGUACGAUAAUAUGGGCGCUGGGACCACCAAUCCUGACUACUUCGAUUUCAACAGAUACGCAACUCUUGAAGGUUAUGCCUAUGAUUUGCUUGCGAUUCUCGAAGAGCUGCAAAUUGAGUCGUGUAUUUUUGUCGGCCAUUCUGUUUCUUGCAUGAUUGGAGCCAUGGCCUCCAUCUCCCGCCCCGAUCUCUUCACCAAAAUCGUCAUGAUCUCUGGUUCCCCGAGGUACUUGAAUGACGUGGAUUAUUUCGGAGGAUUUGAGCAAGAGGAUCUAGACCAGUUAUUUGAAGCCAUGCAGUCCAAUUACAAGGCAUGGUGUUCAGGGUUUGCCCCACUAGCCGUCGGCGGGGACAUGGAAUCGGUGGCGGUUCAAGAAUUCAGUCGAACCCUAUUCAACAUGCGACCAGACAUAGCCUUAAGUGUGGCACAAACCAUAUUCCAAAGUGACAUGAGGCAAAUUCUAAGCCUAGUGACUGUGCCCUGUCACAUUAUCCAAAGUAUGAAGGACUUGGCCGUGCCGGUGGUGGUCUCCGAAUAUCUUCACCGGAACAUCGUAGGUGAUUCCAUAGUUGAAGUGAUGUCGUCGGACGGCCAUUUGCCGCAGUUGAGCUCGCCGGAUACUGUUAUUCCUGUGUUGCUUAGACACAUCCGUCAGAAUAUUGCACAGUGAUGUGAAAUGUCAAACAAAGUAAAGGAUAUGAAUUUUCCUUCUUUGUAAUUGUAUGUGUUAAUUAUUAGUUAUGGUGUCCGGUAGUUUUAUUGUUGUUAUCGUUUCUGAGACUUUAAAGCCUUGCGCUUUUGUCUUUUGUAACUUUGUUAUCAGCAAUUUCAUUACUUGAGAGUUAGGACAUUUGGAACUUGUAAUUA